AUGCCAGGGCAAAGGGGCAGCUGAGCUCUCCCUCUCUGCCUGCAGGCAAGCGAGGAUGGGGAGAGCGUGGGGCACUGCCCCUUCUGCCAGCGGCUCUUUAUGGUGCUGCUGCUCAAAGGGGUGCCCUUCACCCUCACCACCGUGGAUAUGAAGAGGGCACUGGACGUUCUGAAGGACUUUGCUCCGGGUGCCCAGCUGCCUGUUUUGCUCUACAACGGCGAGCCCAAGACCGACACUGUCACCAUUGAGGACUUCCUGGAGGACAAGCUGAGCCCACCCAUGUUCCCCAGCUUGGUCCCACGGUACAGGGAGUCAAGCCUGGCUGGGAAUGACAUUUUCCACAAGUUUUCCACCUUCAUCAAGAACCCGGUGCCUGCCCAGGAUGAGGCGCUGCAGCGGAGCCUGCUACGGGCCCUGCUGAAGCUGGACGAGUACCUGUGUGCCCCGCUGGAGUACGAGCUGGCCCAGGACCCCCACCUCCAGGCCUCCCGGCGCCGCUUCCUUGACGGGGACCAGCUCACCUUAGCCGACUGCAACCUGCUGCCCAAGCUCAACAUCGUCCAGGUCGUGUGCCAGCAUUACCGCCGCUUCGGGAUUCCCAAAGAGCUGCAGGGCGUGUGGCGCUACCUCAACAGUGCCAGUGCCACCAGGGAGUUCAAAUACACCUGCCCCAACAGCGAGGAGAUCAUACAAGCCUAUGGCUCCGUGGUCCGGUCACUGCAGUGA
Chaetura pelagica (chimney swift) is the source of this 726-nucleotide messenger RNA. RefSeq names its product chloride intracellular channel 3 (gene CLIC3). The record is from RefSeq and is a predicted model, not a curated record. The transcript is spliced from 5 exons. NCBI's taxonomy places the organism in Eukaryota, Metazoa, Chordata, Aves, Apodiformes, Apodidae.